Molecule: messenger RNA, 5372 nt
Organism: Acipenser ruthenus (sterlet)
Lineage: Eukaryota; Metazoa; Chordata; Actinopteri; Acipenseriformes; Acipenseridae
Product: adenylate cyclase type 2-like
Exons: 25
Coding region: 1114-4320 (1068 amino acids)
Biological process (GO): cAMP biosynthetic process; adenylate cyclase-activating G protein-coupled receptor signaling pathway; intracellular signal transduction
Cellular component (GO): plasma membrane
Molecular function (GO): adenylate cyclase activity
Source: RefSeq, a predicted model, not a curated record
UGGAGAGGAAGACAACAACGUAGGACCAGAAAAGCUGACACAUUUGUCCGUCAUUGAAAACCACCCCUACUGAACCUGAAGCUGUCGUUUUUUUGUUCCUACUCUAUGAUGUCUCUAUGAAAUUUCCUGUUAAAAUAAUCCUUGGGGAAACUGGGUCAAUUAUUUGUUAGAUUGAAAAAACGUUAUAUUUGCACAGAAACCCCUCUUGGAUUUAAACAAGCGGGUAUUAAAAUUUGGAGGAAAAUCUAAAAUAAUAUUUAUUGGAUUUAAAAACAAACCAACGUAACAGAAUUUGAAAAUUUGAACUUCCUCGAUGCGGAAAACUGCACUCUUGCAAAUGCACUUGGAAGAUUUGGUUCCUUCUAUUAAAAAAUCACAAAAUCACAGUGGAAAAAACAACUAUAAGGACUGUUAAAAAUGUUUACACCGACUGUGCGUCACUGAAAAGUGCCCCUACAUGCAAAGCUUGGUUCCUAGGAUACAAAGUGACCUCCAUGCAGUCGUGCAAGUCUUAAAACUCCCCUCCUUUCAACUUCAGCUGGAGUGUUUUGUUUGCUGGAACAUUCUUCCCCUCCAAUUAAAUUUUACAUUUUUUAUUUGGUUACUAAGCUACAAACAGUCAUCCAACAGUUCAACGCUAAGAACUAUCCCUCUGGAAACCAAACCUGGGAUAUCUUGGUUCCUCGAACAUAGAUUGAAGACAAACAAGUUGUGCCACAUUAAACACUGCCCCCCUGAAACUGAACCUGGACAGUGUGUGACAAUAAAAACUGCUCCCUCUAUAACUGAAGACAGAUUCUUUGGUUCCUUGGAUAUAACUGGACCCUACUUCACUUGCAACACUAAAAACUACCUUCCUGAAACCAAACCUGGAAUAUUUUGGUUCCUAAUUUACAAACUGACUACCAACCUUAAAAACCAUCCAACCGAAACCCCAAAACAUUCCUAUUUUACAAACUGUCCAGUUGCACAACCUCAAAAACCAUCCCCACUGGAACCUGAAAACAUCGGUUCCUACUUUAUAAACUGACGCGCAACCUGAAAAACCUUCCCCACCGGAAGCGAAAGGUGCAGCCCCCACUUCACGUGACGCUCCCCUGGCUGGUGUGAGGGAUGUCAGUGGAGAGAGCACGCAGCAUGGUCAUGGAGCCGGGUGCAGCGGGCGCCGCUCCCGUGACAAGGAAGAGAGAGGAGGCGCUGUGUCAGACCUCCUACAGACCGAUGCAGCAGCAGCAGCCAGCCAGCCUGUUCACACUGCUCAUCAUCCUGGGCUUCAGCCUGACCCUCGUGGCUGUGUUCUUCAUCUCUCAGCGGCCUGUCUCUGGUCACCUUGGCUUCGUGAUCACCGUGUUCGUUGCACUGGGAGCGUUCGCCCUGCUGUUCAUGCUGGCGUGUGCGGAGCCCCUGUUCCAGCGCUGCCAUGGUCUCAUCUCCCUGCUGGUGUGGGGCUGCCUCCUCACCAUGGCCUUCGUCUUCGCAUUCACUGGGGGGCCAGUGCAGGCCUGGGAGCAGGUAGCGUUCUUCCUCUUCAUCACCAUCAUCGUGUACACGCUGUUGCCCCUGUGUCUGAAGUAUGCUUUGAUUGGAGGGGUCGUGACCUCGCUGGCACACAUCAUUGUGUUCAGUAUAUACGUGCCAGUGACCAAUCACAGCAUAGAGCACCUGGAACUGCAGCUCCUCUCCAAUGCGGUGGUGUUUAUCUGUGCUAACCUGGUGGGCGUGUACCACAAGACCGUCACUGAGCGCGCUCUGCAGAACACCUGCAGGGACGGCAUCAGCUUCCGCCAAUCGCGAAGCAAGCUGGUGAGCGAGAAGAAGCAGCAGGAGCACUUGCUGCUGUCAGUACUUCCUGCCUACAUCGCUUUGGAGAUGAAAGCCGAGAUCAUCGAGCGACUGAAAGACAAACAGCCUCGCCUGGAAAACAAACACAACUUUCACAACCUGUAUGUGAAGCAGCACAAGCAUGUCAGUAUCCUGUAUGCAGACAUCGUUGGGUUCACGCAGUUGGCCAGCAUGUGCUCUCCUAAAGAACUGGUGCUGAUGUUGAACGAACUCUUUGGAAAAUUCGACCAGAUUGCAAAGGAGAAUGAAUGCAUGAGGAUUAAGAUCCUAGGAGACUGUUACUACUGUGUAUCUGGCCUGCCUGUGUCUCUCCCCAGCCACGCUAAAAACUGUGUGAACAUGGGCCUGGAUAUGUGCCAUUCAAUCACUCAGCUGCGUGAAGCCACGGGUGUCAGUAUUGACAUGCGUGUCGGCGUGCAUUCCGGUAACGUUCUCAGCGGCGUGAUCGGGUUGCAGAAGUGGCAGUAUGACGUCUGGUCCAAAGACGUGACACUAGCCAAUCACAUGGAGUCUGGAGGGCUGCCAGGGCGUGUUCAUAUCACAGAAGCCACAUAUUCUCACCUGGACGGGGUGUAUGAAGUGGAGGAGGGAGAGGGGGAGACGAGAGACAGCUAUCUGACUGGGCUAAAGACCUACCUGGUCAUUGACCCGCGGGCAAGGGAUUUCACUGCAGAGGUCUCUGCUCCGGACAGUGCCAAUGGCCUCUCUCCUCCUCCUCACGAGGGGGUAAGGCAGCAGCGCGCCUCAGUCCGAAUGGCCCGGUACCUGGAGUCCUGGGGGGCGGUCAAGCCCUUCGCUCAUCUGAGCCACCGAGAGAGCGUGGAGCUGUCCAAACCGCCAGACCUCAACGCAGCCGCCAUUCAAAUGUACAACAAUCAAGACAGGACUAUAGACAGAACACAAUCACAAAGACCAGAAGACCAUAUGAAUGAACACAUUGAAAGUGUCUAUUCUCACAAGCACUGGGUGAAGUCUGGCUCAAUGAACCCCAUCACUCUGUAUUUUAAAGACAAGUCCAUUGAAAAGGAGUUUCGCUGGGCCCCUCUCCCUGAUUUCCACUUCUACAUGGCCUGCUCCGUCCUCAUCUUCAUUGCGAUCUUCAUCAUCCAGAUGUUCAUUUCCUACAAGAAUGCUGCUCUGGGAAUCUCGUACGGAGUCUCCUUCUUCAUCUUCCUGCUCCUCCUCUUCACCUGCUUCACUGGACACCUAACGAGAUGGACACAGAAAGGUCCCAAGUUUAUCCAGUGGAUUCCUUCCAUCUGUGCAGCUGCAAUCAAGCAGCCUCUCGCCCGAGUUACUCUAGCAGUUAUUACAAUCUUACUGAUCCUCAUCAUGGCUUUACUCAACUUUUUUUUUCUACCUGAGCCAGUUUCAACCAAUUCGACUGAGAAAAACUCAAACCAUCUGUACACUGGGCCAUAUUAUCUCUACUGCUGUCUGCUCAGUAUGCUAAGCUGCUCCGUCUUCCUGCGCAUGAACUUUGAACUCAAGCUGACCCUGCUGACCCUUGCCCUGGUGGUCUAUGAGGUCAUCUUCCUGUUCAGCCACGGCUAUCGGUCAGACCACUACGUGUCUGAGCUGUAUACAAACUCCAGCAGGCCGGGGGUGUUGAAAGAGCCCAAAGUCAUGGCUGGAAUCUGGCUCUUUGUGUUUUUCUUCACAGUCCUGGUGCUCGCCAGACAGGACGAGUUUUACUCCCGUCUGGACUUCCUGUGGAAGAGGAAGUUUGGUCAGGAGCGUGAGGAGAUCGAGACGAUGGAGAAUCUGAACCGGGUUCUUCUGGAGAACAUGCUGCCGGCCCACGUAGCCACACAGUUCAUCGGACAGAACCGACGCAACGAGGAUCUGUACAGCCAGUCGUACGAAUGUGUCUGCGUGAUGUUUGCCUCCAUUCCUGAUUUCAAAGUCUUUUACUCAGAAAGUGAUGUGAAUAACGAAGGACUGGAGUGCAUCAGACUUCUCAACGAAAUCAUUGCAGACUUUGACGAGCUGCUAUCGAAACCAAAAUUCAGUGGCGUUGAGAAGAUUAAAACUAUCUGCAGUACGUACAUGGCAGCAACUGGACUGAAUACUGUGUCUGGAAAUAAUGAGGACACUGAUCGCAGUUACGCCCACGUUGGUAUAAUGCUAGAAUUUGCAAUUGCGUUGAUGGGCAAACUGGAUUAUAUCAACAAGCACUCCUUCAACGACUUCAAACUGAGAAUAGGUAUUAACCACGGGCCAGUGAUAGCCGGAGUGAUAGGAGCCCAGAAACCCCAGUAUGAUAUCUGGGGGAACUCUGUGAACGUUGCCAGUCGAAUGGACAGCACUGGAGUUCUGGGGAAAAUACAGGUUACAGAAGACACCGCUGACAUCCUGCAGUCUCUGGGAUACUCGUGUUCGCUGCGAGGAGUGAUUAAGGUGAAGGGCAAAGGAGACCUGCAGACAUACUUUGUAGAGACGGACACUGGCAAAACAGCAGGGAGUAUGUUCAACUGAAGACAACUGAGCCUGCAAUUCAAUUACAAUCCAGUCUCUUACCUCUUGUUACUACUAGCAACGUUAUCACUGUGUAGAAAGAAAUAAAUAAAGAAAUAAAGAAAUAAAGAAAUAAAGAAAUAAAGAAAUAAAUAAAUAAAGUAUAUAUAUAUAUUUAUAUUUUUAUAGCGCCUUUGACCAAGGCGCUUUACAAUUAUUAAGCUAAACUGUACAAUCAAGAGAAAUGGCGGAAGGAAGAAGGUACGUUUAUUGAGCAAGGAUGAGGAAGUAGAGAGUGGUGCUACUGUGAGAACAGAGGCUAGGGCAGGGUUGGGCAAGCAAGCAGGGUCCUGACCGGGGGGUUAGGGGCUAGGGCACGCAGAGGGAUAGGCUAGGGUGAAAAGAUGUGUUUUAAGGGAGGAGCGAAAACUGCGUAGUGUAGGUGACUGUUUUAUAUGGAGUGGGAGUUUAUUCCAAUGAAGGGGAGCCAGGAGGGAGAAGGAACGGAAACGGGAUUGGGCACAGGGCGAGGGUGGGACCGAGAGGGACAACAGAGUUUGAGCGCGUAAGGGACGGGAGGUGAACAUAGUAAGUGAUAGGUACAGCCAGGUAGGGUGGGGCGAGACCAUGGAGGGAUUUAUAGACUAGAGUAAGGAAUUUAAAUAAGCGGCGAUAGUAAACAGGGAGCCAGUGUAGCUGGAGGAGAAGAGGGGAGGUAUGAGAGGAGCGGGGGAGGUUGAAUAUGAUACGGGCAGAGGCGUUUUGAAUUUGCUGUAGUGGUGUGAAGGCGUAGGAGGGAAGGCCAAGGAGGAGGGAGUUGCAGUAAUCGAGGCGGGUGAGGGUGAGAGCAUGAACCAGGAGAAAGAGAUGGAGGGGCGUAUUUUGCAGAUGUUAAAUAUAUAUAUAUAUAUAUAUAUAUAUAUAUAUAUAUAUAUAUAUAUAUAAAACAUACAGCAAUGAUACUUAGAGAAGAUGCCUGAAUUGUAUUAGAGCCAUUUUUAGACCAGAAGGCAUUUAACUUUUUUUAGGAUUUGAUGUUCAAACUGUAAUAGAAAAUAUUUUCAACAAUAAAG